UGAGAGAUUUGUUGUCUUUGUGUAAAAGAGUGGAGCUCGAUCUCACACUAUCACUCUUCCCUCUUCCCCGAAUCCUUUUAAAACUCUCCCCCUGGGUUUAUACCCUCCCGAACCUCUCCCCUUCUACCCUUACAACCCCACCCUCCCCCUGAACACAUCUCAAGACACGGAUCAGAUCCAUCUUUGUGACCAAAGACCCCCCAAUCUUUUUUCUUGCCAGCUUCUCUCCCGGACAUUGUAGUUAUGGACUCCGGUGUAAUCGAAGGAGGACUCAAUGUCACCCUGACCAUCAGGCUUCUCAUGCAUGGCAAGGAAGUUGGAAGCAUCAUUGGAAAGAAAGGUGAAUCUGUUAAGAAGAUGAGAGAGGAGAGUGGAGCCCGCAUCAACAUCUCAGAGGGGAACUGUCCAGAGAGAAUCAUAACCCUGGCUGGUCCUACCACCGCCAUCUUCAAAGCAUUCUCCAUGAUCAUCGACAAAUUGGAGGAGGACAUAAGCAGCUCGAUGACCAACAGCACAGCCACCAGCAAGCCCCCUGUGACCCUGCGCAUCGUGGUGCCUGCUAGCCAGUGUGGCUCGCUCAUUGGCAAAGGAGGCUGCAAGAUCAAGGAGAUACGAGAGUCCACGGGUGCCCAGGUUCAGGUGGCAGGUGACAUGCUCCCCAACUCUACGGAGCGUGCCAUCACCAUCGCAGGCACUCCUCAGUCCAUCAUCGAGUGUGUCAAGCAGAUCUGUGUGGUGAUGCUGGAGUCUCCUCCAAAGGGAGUCACCAUCCCCUACAGACCCAAACCCUCAGGAUCCCCUGUGAUCUUCGCUGGAGGACAGGCGUAUGCCGUUCAAGGACAGCACGCGAUUCCGCAGCCAGAUUCUUCCUCUGCCUCUAUCUCUCCUCAGCUCACCAAGCUCCACCAGCUAGCCAUGCAGCAGAGCCCCUUCCCUCUGGCCCCUAGCAACCAAGGCUUCACUGGGAUGGAUGCCUCUGCCCAAACUGGUUCCCAUGAGAUGACCAUUCCAAAUGAUUUGAUCGGGUGCAUCAUUGGCCGUCAGGGUGCCAAGAUCAAUGAGAUCAGGCAGAUGUCUGGGGCUCAGAUCAAGAUCGCCAACCCCGUGGAAGGUUCCACGGAUCGGCAGGUCACCAUCACUGGCUCCCCUGCCAGCAUCAGCUUGGCCGAGUACCUCAUCAACGCCAGGCUUUCCUCUGAGGCUACAGGACUGGCGACCAACUGAUUUUGUUUUUUGACACUGCAUCUCCGCACUCACCCCACUUCUUUUUACCACCAUCAUCAGCAUCUUAGAAAAACAGCGGUCAAAUGCGACCCUUCAGUAUUUCCCAGAAUUCCCGUCUCACUCUCCCCUUCUGUUCCAGUCAUGCCCACUCAUAUUCGACAUGCUUUUUAUUUAUAAAUAUUUUUUUGUUUCUGUUUAUUAAUAAUUUUUUCCACUCAAAUUUGGUUUUUAAAAUCCCCUCGGGUCCAGUGGAGAAAGUUUUAAUGAUUUAUUAUUAUUGUUAUUAUUAUUAUUAUUAUUAUUAUUAUUAUUAUUAGAGUAUUUUCCCCCUUUUUAUUUUAAUGAAAGGAUCGAGAGGAGAACUUGCUCCUCCUGUCUUUGUUUGCCAUCACAAGAGUAUAGAGGUGGAAAAAUCUGAAUAGGCAUAGGUUUAGUUUCUGUAAAGUCGGAUUUUUUUUCUUCAAAACAUAAAAAAGAGGCAAAAAAAGGAAAAAUAAAAAAAAAUCUUAAAAAUAUGUAGAUUGAUUGUUUUUAUUUUCUGCCUGUUCUGUUUUCCAGAAUUUUUUUUUUUUCUUUUUUUUUUUUUUUUCUUUCUUUAACCCUUGUUUCCCCCCCAUCCUCCCCUCCCAACCACCACUGUUCCUCUGUAACCCACACCCUGUCCUGAUUUGGCAUUAUACACACACACACACACAUACACACACUUGCAUCAUGAUAAACUAAAAAUGCUCGAAUUCAGGGGGAUAUAUUUUAUCCACCAUAUUUAGAGGGCCCUAUUUAUUUAUAGAAGUCUGGCCCUGUACUGCUGCUGGGACUUUUGUUGUUUAUUUGGGGUAUAGCGAAUGAUCAUAACACCCACCAGUGGCUACUGCACUCAUACAUAUCAUUUAAACUGUGUACUCUGUCACCUUUAAAAAGAAAAUAUACUUUUUUUUUCUGUCUCAUUCCUAUUUUUCCACCUACCCUUUUUGCACUUGUUUCUGAUUUCGGAGGAAGCUUUGUGCUCUGGGAUUUGGGGGGAGGGGGAGGCAGGUUGAGGGUCGGGCUCAGAAGCAGUGCUUUCCUUUCUUUUGUUUUGUAAAGACUGAUACUACUAAAACCGAGUUGGAAUAUUUGUUUUAAAAUGGAGGAAAUAUUUUUUUUAACUACCAAAGGGGAUUGACUCCUGGAAAUAUUGACAGGUCUUGUGUAUAAAUGUGAUACGGCUAAAGAACAGGAUUGCUAAGCUGAAUUUAGAUGAAGUACAGUAAAGGUAUGAGUUAACACUACUUUUCCUGCUCUUUGCUUUGUUUGCUCGAGUCGAAAUUUUAUUUUUAUUAUUUGCAGGAAAGAAUUUACUACUUUGUGCACAUUCUCAAAAAAACUGUAGACCUGGGUGCCACAAAAUUGUUGGAAGACAAUUAAACAGAUGUGAAAUGCUUAAACUACAAAA
Molecule: messenger RNA, 2656 nt
Organism: Alosa sapidissima (American shad)
Lineage: Eukaryota; Metazoa; Chordata; Actinopteri; Clupeiformes; Clupeidae
Gene: pcbp2
Product: poly(rC) binding protein 2
Exons: 13
Coding region: 244-1224 (326 amino acids)
Biological process (GO): regulation of RNA metabolic process; regulation of gene expression
Cellular component (GO): cytoplasm; nucleoplasm; nucleus
Molecular function (GO): mRNA binding; single-stranded DNA binding
Source: RefSeq, a predicted model, not a curated record